This is a messenger RNA of Dermacentor silvarum, 3294 nucleotides long. Its product is annotated as cytochrome P450 3A4. The transcript has 5 exons. The record is from RefSeq and is a predicted model, not a curated record. NCBI's taxonomy places the organism in Eukaryota, Metazoa, Arthropoda, Arachnida, Ixodida, Ixodidae. Gene Ontology annotation, molecular function: oxidoreductase activity, acting on paired donors, with incorporation or reduction of molecular oxygen; heme binding; steroid hydroxylase activity. Bases 1 to 1728 code for a protein of 575 amino acids.
AUGCUUGAUGCUUUCGUUGAAGGAAUUGAGGCAAGAUUCACGCAGGACACCGUCGUUCUCACAUCUGCGAUAAUGAACAUUCUGCGCCUCACUGCCAAUUACGAAGAGAUAGACGUUGUCACUAAGUAUUUUGACGUGGAGUCUGACAGCUUGUGGGCUGAGCUCCUCUUACUGAAGGCACAGGUUAGCACAGAGCACAUAAAGCUCGCGCGUUCGGUGUGGACGGCAGCACUGCUGUCGACUGUGGUGGUCCUGUGCAUUUCCUGGGUGGUCAAGAGAAGGCACCAGCAGCGCCUAUUCCGAAGGUACGGGAUUCCUGGACCCGUGCCUAGCAUUCUAUUUGGAAACUGGAAGCAGCUGAAGGAAGAUAGGCUCAAGGUCAUGGACGAUUGGAUCCAGGAAUACGGCAAGGUGUUCGGCUUCUAUGAGGGCGAGCUUCCAAAAGUCGUCAUCAGUGACCUCGACAUGAUCAAGGAAUGCUUCGUCAAGGAGGCGCACAUGUUCCGCGACCGGAUGCCCUUAAUCAUCGAAGUGGAGCCCAUUAAGAGCAGUCUACUCGCUCUUAGAGGUGACGAGUGGAAGAGAGUGCGCUCGGUGCUCAAUCCAACCUUCAGCAGCGCCAAGAUGAAGCUGAUGUCGCAGGUUAUGAACGCUUGUGGCAACACGCUGGUCGAGGUGAUGUCGGAGAGGCUGGCCGUGGGUCAAGACACCAUCGACGUAACUAAAACCUCUCAGGCACUUUCCAUGGAUGUCAUCACCAAGUGCGCUCUCGCUUGGCAGGUGGACUGCCAGAGAAAUGUCGAUGACCCUACGCUCAGGCUUCUGCAGAGAAUUUUCCUCGAAGUGGACCAACGUAUGAUGGCUUCCGCAGUCGCCAUUCCGAUCCUCCGAAAGAUCUACGCUUGGAUCUUUCCUCUGAUCACCUAUGGGAAGAUGUUACUCCAAAUUGCGGACAACCUCCGCAAUGUCAUCGCUGUGCGAUCGGCGGAAAGGGAAGGGAAGCAAGGAAGCUCCGUGGACAUCAUCCAGCUGAUGCUCGAUUCCAGAAUCGAGGCUGCUCAUCAAGGGAGCGACAAAGUAGAAAUCACGGACAGACACCUAGUGGCAAACUGCUUCGUUUUCCUCGCCGGAGGCUUCGAGACAACUGCUACGACACUCGCCUUUCUCCUAUACGAGCUGGCCCGACAUCCUGAAGAGCAGGACAAUCUGUACCAGGAGGUCAAGUCUCAGCUGACGGAGAGCUCGGUUCACCUCGGUUACGACGACGUGCAAAAGCUCAAGCGAAUGGAUGCGGUGAUCAGCGAGUGCCUUCGGCUCUAUCCUCCUAUCGUCCUAUUCACCGCCAGGGUGUGCGCAAGGGACACACCGAUCGCAGGUUACACUAUGCCCGCUGGUGCACAUGUCAUUCUGCCCACGUGGCACGUUCACCACAAUCCAAACAUAUGGCCCGAGCCACACAAGUUUAUUCCGGAUCGAUUCCUUUCAGACUCCGGACAAGAAGAACGAAGACACGCGGCGGCCUACGUGCCGUUCGGUUUGGGACCUCGCGAGUGCAUAGGGCGCCGGUUCGCCUUGCUAGAGUUGAAGACAGUGCUCGCCAAGUUGGUAAGGACGUACGUUUUCAGCGUGUGCGACGAUGCCGACGACCCGAUCAAACUGACCGUACCGACGGUCACUCUGAAUCCUGUGCGGAACAUCAAGCUUCGAGUGACGCGAAGGAGCUCCUGAAACGCACUUCGUUGUUUUCUCGUGGCUUUUGCUUACGUCACGAGAGCUUUAAGUUCAGCCCUUGUUUCUUCAUUAAUUUCGCAGUCUAUUUACAUGAGGCUACGCGUACGUGGUCUAUUCAAAUACAUGUUGUACAGGAUGCACACAUAUUUCCAGAGUGCAUGCCUUUGCAAAUUUGCUCCUGAUAGAAACAUAUAUGGCAGGUGAGCAAAGACUUAUAGAUAUCAAUAUACUUAUCUAAUUAUUUCUGUGGAAGUUCGCACAAUAGGAGGAAGUUGCACAAGAAAUGCAAGUUCGCAUCAACUUUUAAGCACCGCGAAGGUACAACAAACCGAUUAUCGAAUAUAAAAAAAAUAUAUUCUGGUGUUCGGAAAUUGAAAUUCGCGCCACCAUCUUUCCUAAGAAGCCGCUCCACUAAUCGAGCUUAACGCAAGGCUAGCAGAUGCGUCUUUUCUGCGCAGAGCUUUCGUGUGAACACUAGCUUUUUAUUAAUAACAAUUGACCAAGAGAUAUCCGUUCCCAUUCGCUUUCUUAUCAAUUAAAACGACGUCAUGAAGGUGAGAUGUCUUGACAUUGAUAGCAAUGGACUUCUAAAAAACGCACGAGCUCAUUUGACGAACGAAGUCUACUCAAACGGUAAACUUGUACACACAUCGGCAAUGAACAUCGGCACGUUGCUCCAUUCCAGGUAGCAACCAUUCCAACCAAACUAUCUGCGCUAUCCCCGACCAGAUAUAUAGUAGCUACUCGUAGUAAUGCCGUUGUGAACGGAUGCACCUAAUUAGCUUCUUCCGCUAGCGAGCAAGAUUACAGUGUCCCAGUGGAACUUGAAAGAGUUCUCCAAUUUCCCCCUCUAUGAACACUCAACCUCGAUCUUUAUGCCGCUUAGCCUACCAUGAACUGAAUAUAUAUUCUGUGCCACCUGUGGCUCACGGUGAAAUUUGUUGGAAUUUAUUAUCUUGACUUUCAGACGGUUUCUUAUCAUAUCACCACGUUUCCAAGGGACAGCCAAUUUUAAGCUGAUGUACGCGACGGGCACGCAAGCGUGAGCACAUCACAAAGCGGCGCUUUUAUGACCACACCACAAAAGGGGCCCCGCCACACAGUCAAUCCGUCAAGUCGGCGUUUUCAGUUUAGUCAUUCAUCACUGCUUCACAAGGGCGGGAAGCAAUGUAGAAGACGCCUACUCCUGCUCCGCGCUAAUGGAGACGAACGCUAAGAAAAGCCCCUGUAGGCGGUUUAAGCAGACCACCUACGUGCACAUGCUAGUACCGAUCAGCUGGACCAGCGCCUGCUUCUCGUAUAGUUUUCCAUCAUGACAGCUAUUCUCCGCGCGUUGUCUCAAGCAUCGGAGUUUUCCGAGGUCAAGGCUUUUCUGCCAUUCCCACCGUUGCUUCCGUCUGCGCAACAAAUUCAUUGCUCAGGCGUGGAAAAUACCUGAUAGCUAUGGCAAUGCUUUACUUUUCCGAUGGACGGCGACCGGAUUGCGCUCGAUGUGCGCCAGUUUUCGGCAGUUUAUUGCAGGUGCUGCCGGUGCAAUUUGAGUUCGCAAAUUUGGCAGAGCAG